AUGGCCUCUUUGUCUCCGAGGGUAUCUCCAGCCAAACACUCCCUGGACACGACCAAUGAAGAAGCGGACGAUGAGAACCGUCGGAAAGAUCCUAAGUCACAUGAAACUUCCAUCUGGCAACAACCAGCCUCUGUCUCUCAUGAGGUCUCGGAUUCACAAGUCGAUUAUCGCGCCUCGCCUGAAAUCGAAAUCGAGGGUCAAUAUUUUGACUCUACCUCAGGAUUGAACUUUCUACACCGAGCGUGGAAAAAGCUGUUCCAGAAGGAAGGGUCCGCAUCCUAUGAUUCAAAUGACGCGGAGCGAAAUCAACUCCUCGCAUCGGCCGGAGACCGACCUUUUCACGUCGUAAAUAGCGCGUUAGACGACUUCAUUCCAGAUACUCCAACGGCGAGAAAGCUGCUGCAGUUCUAUUUCGAGACGUGCGUUGUAACAUACCGCAUGUUCCAUCGACAGACUGUUGAAGGCUGGAUGGAGGUGUUCUUGAAGGAUUGCCAAGAACGACGGCCCAUUGCUCGGUCGGUUGGUAAUUCCAGAACUGCGAUUCUCCUUACCAUUAUGGCCAUCGCGACCCUGCGCCUCGAAAGGGUAAGGGUGAACGGGGAAAUGUCAAAAGAGGAUGAGUCACUUGUUUUGCAAAGAAGUGAUCAGUUGUUUUGCGCUGGUAUGAGAUUGACCGAUGCGGAGAUGGGUUUCCCGCGUCUUGAAUCAGCACAGGCACGACUGAUUCAAGUUCUCUAUCUUCUUCAGACAUCUCGCAUGAACAAAGGCUGGUAUACAUUCGGGAAUGCAUUCCAUAUUACUCUUUCGCUGGGCAUGCAUAGGAGACGGGAUGAGAAGCGAGAUUUCCCUUUUACGAGCAGGCGACAAAAUUACAUCACUUCAGAGUGCUAUAAGCGCACCUUUUGGGCGGCGUAUAUCAUUGACAGAUAUCUAAGUGUUGUAUUUGGCCGGCCUCGACUUUACCAAGAUGAUGACAUCGAUCAGGAUUUUCCAGAUAAUGUAAAUGAUGAGGACAUGACACCACAGGGACCUUCUAUAUCAGAUGACCCGGCCGACUGUUAUAUCGAUGCUCUCAUAUUUCAUGCCAAAAUUGCACGAAUAAUUGGGAAGGUGUCACGAGAAGUAUACUCAGUCAGCGACCUGUCCAACCAAGAUCGCUUAGCAGCUGCCCAUCGGUUGGGCCGCGAAUUGCACGAAUGGCGUGCAAGCCUGCCACCACACUUGGGGACUGUGAAACCAUCAACAUUGAUGCCCAGUUUCCGCCGCCAGGCUAUUGCCUUGCAGCUCGCAUAUUCCCAUGCCCUCAUACACGCCAAUCGACCCUUCCUUUUGAGUGAGGCAGCAUCAGAGAAUGUCACCGAAUGCAUCUUUGCCACUAAAGCAAGUUUCGAAAUUAUAAACAGAAUGGCGGGAGAUAUGGUUUAUGUUUGGGAGAUUCAACGAGCGACACGAUCCACUGAUGAAAUUGACGAUCAGUCUCUUGGCAAGAUCUUUGAUCUCGCAGAGAAAUGCCGUGGUCAUCUCAAGCGAGCGUCCACUGGUCUAUCGCAAAAUCAACGAUACAGUGUCAUACUAGACGAAUUGAGAUCUGAGGCACAAAGAUGUCGAUUUAUGACUGAAAAUCCGCCGAAUCCACGCCAAGGUGGUCUUCAUGGCGGCGAAGCCAGCACCAAUGCAGAUAUUGGCUUUCCAUUCUUGCAGAAUUCGGAUAUGUUCGGGUCUGAUCCAGAAGCUAUGCUUCACGGUGGCAUCAUUCCAAAUAUGCCGGACAGCUUUCUGUUCAGUGAUUGGCAGACUCUUGACUCAUCGGAAUCUCUGCUUGACUGGGAAUCUAUAAGAUGGUCUCAAAUCCUGCUGUCGAUAUCACUCUCAUCUCUUAUUUCAUCUAAAUCCUUCAACAUGACGGACAAAGACGCUGCAGUCAUGCACCUGGAGCACCAACCGGGCCAGGGAAUAAAUGCCGACGAUGCAGAAUUCCUGUUGAACUUUUCAAAUGAAGCUAAGAAGCAAGUUCUCAGAAAAGUUGAUAUGAGGCUUGUCCCCAUGUUUGUUCUCUUGUACUUGAUGGCAUAUAUCGACAAGACAAACAUUGGAAAUGCAAAGAUCGAGGGCCUUCUUCCAAGUCUACACAUGGAUGGAAUACAGUACAACAUUGCCUUGUCCAUUUUUUUCGUACCUUAUGUCCUUGCUGGUGCCGAGCAAUAUAAUCUUGAACCGACUCAAGAGACCGUCGCGCUAUUUGGGAUUUCUGAUCUUCAGCUGGGAGCAGGCUUUCUUCCCGGCGCCGUGCUUGUGAUUUCGAAAUGGUAUCUUCCGAAUGAGACACAGACCCGCAUCGCUAUUCUUUACACAUCUGCGGCUUCUGGGGGCGCCUUCUCAGGUCUUCUGGCAUUUGCGAUCGCCAAAAUGGAUGGUAUGGCCGGCUACGAAGGCUGGCGCUGGAUAUUCAUCAUAGAGGGCGCUGCAACCAUUGCCAUGGCCGUCGCUUGCUAUUUGCUCCUUCUAGACUCACCAUCGUUAUCUCCAGGCUGGCUUACUCCAGACGAGAUUCGAUUCCUUGAAGUACGUCAAAUAGCCUCUAACAGCCACGGUGGUCACCACGAGGGCUUCAACAAACGGAUCAUCUUCAGCGUCCUAGGCGAUUGGAAAAUGUACCUUCUCAUCCUCGCCAACUGGUCCAAUGCCGUACCCAACUAUGCACUCAAGUUCAGCAUGCCUGAUAUUAUCCAGUCCAUGGGGUACAAAUCAGCCAACGCCCAGCUCCUGACCAUCCCUCCGUACACCGUCGGUGCUUUGUCGGCUUACGGGUUCUCAGUGUUCGCUGAUCGCUUCUCGUGGAGAAUGCCUUUCAUCGUGGCACCCCAGUUGUCACUCAUCGUUGCAUUCGCAAUAUUAUUCUCCAAGGCUGCUGACAUCGAGAAUAACAUAGCACUCUGCUAUUUUGGCAUUUGUCUCGCCUGCUUCGGGAUGUAUCCUAUUCUUCCCGGUGUCAACGCUUGGAAUGUCUGCAACAUUCCAAAUCCUCAUAAGCGCGCCGUGGCCAUUGGUUACCUCAUUUGUGUUGGUAAUGCAGGUGGAAUUAUUGGGAGUUACAUCUACAAAGCUGAUGAGAAGCCGCGAUACCCCACUGGCUAUGGCACUUCACUUGCGUUCGCUGCUGCCGGGAUUAUGGCUUGUUUAACAUUGGAAUUCUGCCUCUGGAGCUCGAACAAAACGAACGAUCGGAUGUCUACUUCUGAGAUUGAGGAGAGGUAUACUCAAGAUCAGCUCCGUAAUAUGGAGGAGAAGAGUCCUCUCUUUAAGUAUACCUUAUGA
Molecule: messenger RNA, 3315 nt
Organism: Penicillium arizonense
Lineage: Eukaryota; Fungi; Ascomycota; Eurotiomycetes; Eurotiales; Aspergillaceae
Product: MFS transporter/fungal specific transcription factor domain-containing protein
Exons: 11
Coding region: 1-3315 (1104 amino acids)
Biological process (GO): transmembrane transport; positive regulation of transcription by RNA polymerase II; DNA-templated transcription
Cellular component (GO): nucleus
Molecular function (GO): zinc ion binding; sequence-specific DNA binding; transmembrane transporter activity
Source: RefSeq, a predicted model, not a curated record